UACACGAGAAUACAGCACUGCAGGUGUUUAUGGUGAAUGGUCACUUUCCUACUUAACUCAGCUGAUUAGGAGGAAUGUUACAUCUUCGAGGUCAAAGAGUGUUGUGACUAUGGCAGGGGUAUAUACAAAAUGCGCUGAUAUUUUGAAGCCACGCCUAGUGGAAACGCUUGUACGCCAGACACAGUGUUAUUUCCACAUAACAGCAGCAUGCGAAAGGGUGCAGGCAGGGCGAUACAGAAUUACACCAAAAAGAGACAGACCGUUGACCUACGAGAUGGCUAAUCCUCCGUAUUACAUUGGACAUAGGAAGUCUUGGAAUUCGUGGAACACUUCAAGCUUACUUGGAGGAUUGCGUCCAGCAGAAACAGUUGUUGAAGAUAUGUUUAUUCGAAGAUUUGUGACUGGAACAUGGCAUAGUCUCUUUGUAUCGGAAGUGAUUAUAAAACGACAACACAAUUUGAUUCGGAUUGCUGGCAUAGUACGUCAAGCAAUUAGUCCUAGGAAGAUGUACUUCCUUAUUGGCUACACAGAGGAACUGCUAAGUUACUGGUUACAGUGCCCUGUAAAAUUAGAACUGCAGUCAGUUGCUGAUGCUAAAGACGUUGUACACAAAUAUAUUUAAGCAGCAUUGUGUGUGUUCGAUAAGAAAAUUUUCAUAUUCUCAGUAAUUUACUAAUAAACCACCUCAUUUUCUCAAA
This is a messenger RNA of Schistocerca cancellata (South American locust), 698 nucleotides long. It is a transcript of the gene mRpS24, whose product is annotated as 28S ribosomal protein S24, mitochondrial. Gene Ontology annotation, biological process: translation. The record is from RefSeq and is a predicted model, not a curated record. Bases 110 to 622 code for a protein of 170 amino acids. Gene Ontology annotation, cellular component: mitochondrion. The transcript has 3 exons. Lineage: Eukaryota; Metazoa; Arthropoda; Insecta; Orthoptera; Acrididae.